Molecule: messenger RNA, 939 nt
Organism: Callorhinchus milii (elephant shark)
Lineage: Eukaryota; Metazoa; Chordata; Chondrichthyes; Chimaeriformes; Callorhinchidae
Product: parvalbumin-like EF-hand-containing protein
Exons: 5
Coding region: 106-513 (135 amino acids)
Cellular component (GO): nucleus; cytoplasm
Molecular function (GO): calcium ion binding
Source: RefSeq, a predicted model, not a curated record
GUAUAUAAACCCAAAGAACAGGCAAGACCUUCAGACCGUUGGAGAGACUCUUGGAACACACGGACUUAGAAACUCUUCCCAUUGACACUCGGAUAAUCGGCGACAAUGGCUACUGCAGAUUUUAGUACCAACGUGAAGAAGGUCGCCCAUGCAUUGGGCACCAGUUUGACAGACCACGACAUAUCCCUCAUGCCCUCUGAACUGAGACUUAAAGGUGUGUUUGACUACCAGAAAUUUUUUGAGUACAUGCGUAACGUCAAGAAAUCAGAGCGCUGUGAUGAAGCAAUCCUCAAUGCAUUCAAAACCCUGGAUAAAGACAAGAGUGGCUACAUUGAAUGGAAUGAGAUUAAGUACAUCCUUUCCGCGAUUCCCAGCUCUGCGCCCUUCGCGCCUCUAUCAGACGAAGAGGCUGAUGCCAUCAUCCAAGCAGCUGACGUAGAUGGAGAUGGAAGAAUUGAUUUUCAAGAGUUUGAGGCGAUGGUCAAAGAAGAGAAGCUGCCAAAGAAGAAGUGAGACCAGAAGCAGCCAUGAGAGUCUGGCAGGAAGUGCAGAGCAGUGGCUCUGAGAGCAAAGAGGCUUUGCGCUUCCUGGGACGUCUGUCUUUGUGCUUCUGCGUUUCUUGCCAACCUCUUUCAAAUUCGAGAGCCGCAUAGCCAUGGCAACAGCUAAGCUGACCAGAUCCUUUCAUUGCGAACCUGUUGACACGAAUGGAGACCGACCGGGUUGAAGCCAGACUCCUGGUGACCAGUCCCCCUGCGCCAAUGUCACGCACAAAUGCACCCACGCACCCACACUCAUGUCGGCAGGCGCAGACCCGAAUGCACGCACGCACGCAGGUACGCACGCGCACGCAAGCACACACGUGAACACUUACACGCCAGGAGUACAUUGAAUAAAAUGGGGUAGUUUUAAAAUAAAAAUCAUCCACCUUGCAUUUGA